Messenger RNA from Brugia malayi, 420 nucleotides. RefSeq lists its product as uncharacterized. The coding region runs from base 1 to 420 and encodes 139 amino acids. The transcript is spliced from 4 exons. NCBI's taxonomy places the organism in Eukaryota, Metazoa, Nematoda, Chromadorea, Rhabditida, Onchocercidae. The record is from RefSeq and is a predicted model, not a curated record.
AUGUCAAGAAUACCAAGUGAAAUCAAAAAGAAUCUGAGCGGUUUAAUGUAUCAUGAAAAAACGAAUAAUGGCGGUUACUUAUGUUAUUACAAAAACCUGGCUAGCGAUAAUCCAAUCACAUAUCUGUGUAAUAUUGGAUGCUGUCCAACUGGUUGCUGCACACUUCAGGAAGUUAAACAGAGUGGAAGUUAUGAAUUGGUGAUUAUACUUUUGAUAAUACUCGUUUUUGCGAUAAUAUUCACAGCAAUUUCCAUGCUUGUCGUUUAUUACAUUUAUAAUCAUAAAAGCAGUGAACGUGGUUAUGAAUUUAGUGGAAGUUUUACAGAAGACAGUGUUAUUGGAUCUCAAGUUAGUGGACCACCAACUUGUUUUGCUGAACGUCGAUAUCUCCCUCAUAUCAGUCCUGUGAAGUUAUUUUGA